GGUUGGGUUGCCGUGCUGCAGCGGGUGGGGCUAUUGGGGCCUGGCCCGGCGGCGGCUCCUCUGCGGUGCUGAGGUCGCCCUAGAGGGCUGCGUCCCGGGAUGCCCGGGACCCUCAUGGCCUGGUGACUCGAGGCCCUCUCCUUGCCAGCUCCUCUCCACCCCGCAGACGGUCUUUUUGAUGUCCUUUAGUGAAGUUUUACCAUUUUGUCCCUGGCAUUUUGGACAACACUUGAUGGCCAUUGUUGCAUGCAUGGUUAUGUAGAUGCGUUGUGUGCAUCUGUUGGAGAGUCUUGUGCUUCUAGUAGCACCAGUGUGGCUUACUGCUGACUUCCUCCCCUUGGAAGCCCAGGGUACCAGGCGAUGGCAACUUUGCACCUGUCUGCCCUGCCCCAGCAGCCCUUGUCAUUCCAGGCUGAGGUGACCUUUGAGGACGUGGCCGUGCUAUUCUCCCGGGAGGAGUGGGGCCGUCUGGGCCCUACUCAGAGGGGCCUCUACAGGGACGUGAUGCUGGAGACCUACAGGAAUCUGGUCUCCCUGGGAGCUGGACGUGCAGGUCCCAAGCCUGGGGUGAUCACACAGUUGGAGCGAGGGGAUGAACCAUGGGUCCUGGAUGCACAGGGUGCCAAAGGGAAAGGGCGACCGAGAGUCAGUGUCUCAGCUCGUGGGACCAGGACUGAGUACAGUGAGUUGUCUUCAGGAGAAAUGCUUGAUGGGGAAGAACUGGAUCGGCGCCAGAGUGCCGUUUCCCAGGGACCUGAGCCUGGAGAGGCCCGUGCGUGUGUCCGGGAGCCAGAGGACAGCCUGGACGAGCCUGUGGAACAGAGAUGCCUGAGGCCAGUCCCAUGGACUAAUGAGGAGAGCAUCCAGGAGUCUGCAGGGAGCCUCAGCUUCCAGUCAAGUCCGAUCUCUGACCAGAGACCUCACAAAUGUGACAUAUGUGAACAAAGUUUUGAACAGAGAUCAUACCUCAAUAACCAUAAGCGUGUACACAGGACAAAAAAGAUAAAUGUAGUCCAUGAUUCUGGGGAAUUCUUCAGUGCAAAUCUGGCUAAAGAAGCUCAGAUAAUUCCUCUUGGGAAAAAAUUGCAUCAUUGUGGUUACUGUGGGAAAGCCUUCAGGUACAGUGCUAACCUCGUCAAGCACCAGCGGCUUCAUAGCGAAGAAAAGCCCUACAAGUGUGAAGAGUGUGGGAAAGCCUUCGGCCAGAGCUGCGAGUUCAUCAGUCACCGAAGGAUGCAUUCAGGGGAGAUCCCCUACCGGUGUGGUGAGUGCGGGAAGACGUUCAACCAAAGGCCCAACCUCAUGAAGCAUCAGAGGAUUCACACCGGGGAGAAGCCCUACAAGUGUGGUGAUUGCGGGAAACACUUCAGUGCCUAUUCUUCCCUUAUUUACCACCAGAGAAUCCACACUGGAGAGAAACCCUAUAAGUGCAAUGACUGUGGGAAAGCCUUCAGUGAUGGCUCAAUCCUCAUCCGGCAUCGUCGGACUCACACUGGAGAGAAGCCAUUUGAGUGCAAAGAAUGUGGCAAAGGCUUUACCCAAAGUUCUAACCUUAUCCAACAUCAAAGAAUUCACACUGGGGAGAAACCCUAUAAAUGCAAUGAAUGUGAGAAAGCCUUCAUCCAAAAAACCAAACUGGUUGAACAUCAGAGAAGCCACACUGGAGAGAAGCCCUAUGAGUGUAAUGACUGUGGCAAAGUCUUCAGCCAAAGCACACACCUUAUUCAGCAUCAGAGGAUCCACACGGGAGAGAAGCCGUACAAGUGCAGUGAGUGUGGGAAGGCCUUCCACAACAGUUCCAGACUCAUCCACCACCAAAGGUCACACCACGGAGAGAAGCCGUACAAAUGCAGCGAUUGCAAGAAAGCCUUUAGCCAGGGUACUUACCUCAUCCAGCACCGGAGGAUCCACACGGGGGAGAAGCCCUACAAGUGCAGCAAGUGUGGGAAAGCCUUCCGGCACAGUUCCAACAUGUGCCAGCAUCAGAGGAUUCACCUCCGGGAGGACUUUGCGAGGUGACUGUGGACGAGGGCCCAUGAGUUCUUCUGUGCACUUCUCCAUAUGACCCACCCCACCCCUUUAUUUAUUGUCCGUACAGUGUUGUCACAGAUGAAGGGCAUUUCUAAUUAAAAACAAACGCAACUCUUUCCUUAA
Molecule: messenger RNA, 2154 nt
Organism: Lynx canadensis (Canada lynx)
Lineage: Eukaryota; Metazoa; Chordata; Mammalia; Carnivora; Felidae
Gene: ZNF34
Product: zinc finger protein 34
Exons: 8
Coding region: 361-2019 (552 amino acids)
Biological process (GO): negative regulation of transcription by RNA polymerase II
Cellular component (GO): nucleus
Molecular function (GO): RNA polymerase II cis-regulatory region sequence-specific DNA binding; DNA-binding transcription activator activity, RNA polymerase II-specific; DNA-binding transcription repressor activity, RNA polymerase II-specific
Source: RefSeq, a predicted model, not a curated record